This is a messenger RNA of Arabis nemorensis, 1887 nucleotides long. The record is from the annotation of a GenBank genome assembly. NCBI's taxonomy places the organism in Eukaryota, Viridiplantae, Streptophyta, Magnoliopsida, Brassicales, Brassicaceae.
AUGGGUAAAGAGAAGUUCAAAGCUGUGGAGGAUGUGAAACCGGAAGUGGAAGAAGUUGAGAAAGCAGAGGAAGUUGAAGAACAGAGAGACGUCGGAGAAGAAGAAGAACAAGAGGAGGCAGAUAAGACUUUCGAGGAGCUAGGGCUUGAUUCUCGUCUAAUUCGAGCUCUAACUAAAAAGGGUAUUGAGAAACCAACUCCUAUUCAGCAAUCAGCUAUUCCGUACAUUCUGGAAGGGAAAGAUGUGGUUGCUAGGGCAAAGACAGGGUCAGGUAAGACCUUGGCUUACCUUUUGCCAUUGCUUCAGAAGCUAUUUUCAGUAUCUGGGAACAAGAAGAAGCUUGCUCCUUCUGCUUUCAUUCUAGUUCCAUCUCGAGAAUUAAGUCACCAAGUUUACACUGAGGUUUCUUCGCUUAUUGAGUUGUGUCGUGUUCAACUUAAAGUAGUGCAGUUAGCUAGUACCAUGCCUGCAUCUGAUAUGCGUAACGCAUUGGCUGGAUUGCCUGAGAUUCUUGUCACUACACCGGCUUGUAUUCCAAAAUGUUUUGCUGCUGGAGUUUUAGAGCCUAAGGCUAUUAGUGACUCGCUUGAAAUUCUGGUUCUUGAUGAGGCAGAUCUUUUGUUAUCAUAUGGAUAUGAAGAUAAUCUAAGGUCUGUAAUUUCAAUAAUCCCAAGACGAUGCCUACGCCUUCUUAUGUCUGCUACCACAUGUUCUGAUGUUGAGAAAUUGAAGAAAUUGAUUCUGCACAACCCAGUCGUUUUGACCUUGCAAGAAGGUAAUGACAAGGAAGAGGCAGUCCCAAGUAAUGUUCAGCAGUUUUGGAUUUCUUGCAGUGCUCAGGAUAAACUUCUUCACAUUCUUGCUCUCUUGAAGCUUGAGGUGGUUCAGAAAAAGAUUUUGACAUUCGUCAAUUCGAUUGACAUGGGUUUCAGGUUGAAAUUAUUCUUGGAAAAGUUUGGAAUCAAGUCUGCAAUUUUAAAUGGGGAGUUGCCUCAGAAUUCUCGGCUUCAUAUCCUUGAGCAAUUCAAUGCAGGUCUUUUCGAUUAUUUGAUUGCAACGGAUGAUAAUAACCAGACUAAAGAAAAGGAAGAAUCUAAAGGUGAAGAUAACAAGGAUGAUAAAAAAAACAAAAGACGUGGCAAACCAAAGCUGGACGCUGAGUUCGGUGUAGUUAGGGGAAUCGAUUUCAAAAAAGUUCACACGGUCAUAAACUAUGAUAUGCCUCAAAGUGUUACAGGAUAUAUUCAUCGAAUUGGGCGUACAGGGAGAGCAUAUAGCAGCGGUUCUUCCAUUUCUCUUGUUUCUCCUGAUGAGAUGGAAGGGUUUGAAGAAAUAAAGUCCUUCUUAGCAGGCGACGAGGACAAGGACACUGAUAUUAUCACACCGUUUUCUUCGUUGACCAAAAAUGCUGUUGAAUCUUUAAGAUAUAGAGCUGAGGAUGUUGCAAAGAGCGUUACAAGGAUUGCGAUUCGAGAGUCUCGAGCUCAGGAUUUAAGGAAUGAGAUAAUCAACUCCGAAAAGUUAAAGGCUCAUUUUGAAGCUAAUCCGAAAGACUUGGAUCUGUUGAAACACGACAAGCCUCUCAGUAAGACUGCGCCUGCACCCCAUCUAAAGGACAUCCCCGAGUAUCUAGUGGACCCAAAGACUCAAGAAGCAAGCAAGAUGGUGAAGCUAGCUAGAGCCGCAAUGGGCGGCAGUAGAAGAUCCGGUGGAGGUGGUGGUCGCACAAACAAGAAACGAUCCAGAAAAGGCGGUGACCCGCUCAAAACCUUCAACCCCAAUGGAUCUAAUAAGAGAGGACGCGGUGGUGGCGGCGUUGGUCAGAAGAAGGAUGGUAAAGGAUCUAACGAUGGCUCGACACAACACAAGAAACAGAAGACGGUUUAA